Molecule: messenger RNA, 2436 nt
Organism: Sardina pilchardus (European sardine)
Lineage: Eukaryota; Metazoa; Chordata; Actinopteri; Clupeiformes; Clupeidae
Gene: cuedc2
Product: CUE domain containing 2
Exons: 9
Coding region: 336-1238 (300 amino acids)
Source: RefSeq, a predicted model, not a curated record
UGAUAUGUUGGCAACGGUAACGUUAGCUAGUUAUGUCAGCUAACGUUAACGUUAAUUGGCCAAGCUUACCUAGUAACGUGAGACACACGUUACACUUAUCAUGAUCCCGGUUUUAUCUAAAUUCAAACGUAUGUGUGCUAUAAUACACUACAUACGAAGUAUUCAAGCUAUGAAUAAAAUACUAACCUUAGGCCAUUGUUGAGAAUCAGCAGAGUCUAGAGAUGGCUUUCUUUGGACAAUGUGCUAGGCUAAUCAAAACAACAACUGCACUUUGCUAGCUAACUGGAUAUGUUUACACUUUAGCUGUUUACUCUUGCUUGUUUUAUAUUCCUUGCAUGAAAUACACAUUGACACCGCGCAUCGAAGUGUGCCUGAUAUUUUGGCAAAUGAUGGACCUUCACAAAAUCAUCCAAGAUGCCCUUUAUGAGUUCAUCCAGUCAUAUAUUCCUGAUGCAGAUUUAAGCACUUUAGAUGAAGUACUUUUAUCCUAUAUCACUGGUGUCCUAGAAGACUUGGGAUCUCAGGGAAGUGCUGAAGAGAACUUUGAUGUGGAAGAUUUUGUUGAAAUGUUGGAAGCUUACAUUCCUGGUUUUGCGGAAAUCGACAGUGUCAAAGUCUGUGAAAUGAUGUUCAGCUUGGCUGCAAAACUAGCCUCAGCUCGGGACACAGAAACCACUGAACCAAAGCAUGUGGAGAGCAACUGGAGUCUCACACAUAGUUCCUCUAACUCUGAGACGCCAGUGAGAGACACACACUUUAACUCAACAGAUGGAGCGACCGCCAAGAUUGCACAAGAUGACAGUUGUGAGUGGGACAGCCAGGAACAGUUGCUACUUGAGAUGUUCCCAAAGUGUAGUGUGACUGAAGCCAGAAGUGCCCUGUCCAUCGCUAAAGGAGACAUGGAGGAAGCAGUGAGACUCAUCAUUGAAGGAGAUGUCCAACUUAGUUCCAUACCUCUUGUUAAUGCUAAUCAUGGGAAACCUCAAUCAGCAAAAGCAGAUCAGAAGUUGAAAGAAAGCAUUUUAGAGAAAUACAUGAUGGUAGACAAUGAAGAAGAUAAGAAAACUCACAGGCCAGUCACUCCAAAAGAUGCUCCAAAGAAGCUGGUUCGUUAUCACGAUAAUCAAGUUGUGACAACAAAAGGAGAACGAUAUCACCAGGUCAAGAAAGAUGAAGCCGAUGACAUGAAAAGAACCUAUGUAAGUCUGAAGCCAGCACGAAAAUACAGAUUCCAUUAAAGAACACUGUGAAUGAAGACCAGUUCCAUUUGUGUGCUUUAUUUAGGCAUUUGUUGUCUUUUGCCAUUUUAAUAUGUAAACAUUAACCAUAUUGCAAUGAGUGUCUUUUUUUUGCAAACCUCAGCCAUUAAAAUCAUAUUUAUUCAAAUAUUGUUUUUUUGAAGCAUCUAGUUAAUGGAAAUAUGUUGACUUUUUUGUUUUUUAUUAUCAUUAUAACAAUGUACUGUAUCCCAGCAGAAACACAUCUUAAAGCAGUUAGUGUUACGUAAUGGUGGUUUCGGCUGCAUUGUCUUGUUUUCAAACCAAUUAUCAAGCCAGAUGUGUCUGUUCCUUCUAUAAAGUGUUGAAAGAUGAUUAAACUCAGACCACCUAUCCAUGAAUAAGGCUGUACACCGUAGCUGUUUAACAAAACUUGAACUAAUGUAUGCAUACUCCUGUUUUCCUUUCAGCAGGUCUGAUGUGUUAUUGUGUUAUUUGUAUAUAUACUUUUGUGAUACCAUUCACUUUUACCAAUUUUAGGAAUAGUAGAGAUUGACUUAAUGCCUGUUUGCAUGCAGUGGUUCCAUCAAUUUGGUAAACUACUGAAUGACGUGUCAUCAUCAUUGGACCAUGUUGCUGAAGAGCAAAAUUACAUUAAUUAUUUUGACGUUUUAGUGUUUUGAUAGCAGAUCAUCAUCUCCUCAACGUUUCAAAUGACUCGCUCUUUAUUUUUAUAUACAGAUAUAUAGAUUUGAAAAGUUUGCAAUGAACUACUCUCAAGGAUACUCUUUAAAAGUCCAUCUUUUGCACAAGGGCCUAGGGUAGAACUGUUGGAAAAUUAUGUAUUUUAAACAGCUGGCAACACUUUUUCAAAGUUCAUCAUGCAUAGUGUUUCAUAUUGUCUCAGUUCACUACACUGUUUUAUGUUUUUAUUUUAUUUUUUAUUUUUUAAAGUUUGGUUAUGUUUGUGUGUGUGACAUUGUAAAGCUUUUAUUUUGUUGUAUUAAAUACGGCAAGAUUUACUGAGGGGCUGAAGGUGGUGUUUUGAAACUGAUUUUUAAUUUGAUGGGUUCUAGUGUUUUGUCAUUUCACAUGUGUGAGUAUGAUACUCAUGCACAAGUGAAGCUGGCUCUUGCCUCUGUAACAUAAGACUGUUCUAAAUUGGUAUGUAGUGCAUACUUAACAUGUUCAAUAAAAUCAAAAUGUUGUUUACCUUGAA